ACGCCCGAGCCCAGCCUGAGCGCAGCGGCAUCCGAGCGGGAACCGGAGCGGGUACCCGAGCUGGAGCCGAAGCUGGAGCCGGCGCUGCGGCGCACGGAGCGGAGCGCGGCAGCCAAGCCGAGUGAGUGGAGGGGCCUUCCCUGCGAGAAGUCAGAGCUGUGCCCGUGGGCAGGCUGGCUCCACUGUUCUGCUCCAAGGAUUACAUGUCCUUCAAACGCCCCUGCCCCCUAGCACGAUACAAUCGCACCAGCUACUUCUACCCCACGUUCUCAGAGAGUUCGGAACACAGUCACCUGCUGGUGUCUCCAGUGCUGGUGGCCAGCGCCGUCAUAGGUGUGGUCAUCAUCCUCUCCUGCAUCACUAUCAUCGUGGGCAGCAUCCGCAGGGACAGACAGGCCAGGCUCCAACGGCACCAUCACCGCCACCACCGGCACCACCAACAUCACCGGCACCGCCGGCGCCAACACCAGGAGUACGAACAGGGCUACGUGUCUGACGGGCACACAUACAGCCACUCCAGCCGCAGGAUGCACUACGCCUGCAGCCCCACUGAAGACUGGCCCCCGCCCCUGGAUGUCAGCUCUGAUGGAGAUGUGGAUGCAACAGUGCUCAGGGAACUGUACCCAGAUUCUCCACCAGGCUAUGAGGAAUGUGUGGGGCCAGGGGCCACUCAGCUGUAUGUCCCCACGGAUGCACCACCACCCUACUCUCUGACUGAUUCCUGCCCCACACUGAAUGGCGCUCUUGACUCAAGCAGUGGCCACAGCCACAGCGGACACCAGCCAGAGCAGAGGACCAGAGGCCAGAGUGGCCUCCGCACCAUCUCCAUGGACAUGCUGCCCCCUUAUGAGGCCGUUUGUGGAGCUGGGUCCCCAUCGGAUCUGCUGCCGCUGCCUGGACCAGAACCAAGGCCAAGGAACUCACAGGGCUCACCCAUCCCACCCUGGUCCUCAGCCUCCAGCCCAGAGAGGGUCGUGUGA
This is a messenger RNA of Castor canadensis (American beaver), 980 nucleotides long. RefSeq names its product brain expressed associated with NEDD4 1 (gene Bean1). NCBI's taxonomy places the organism in Eukaryota, Metazoa, Chordata, Mammalia, Rodentia, Castoridae. The record is from RefSeq and is a predicted model, not a curated record.